Messenger RNA from Vitrella brassicaformis, 627 nucleotides. Lineage: Eukaryota; Vitrellaceae. The record is from the annotation of a GenBank genome assembly.
UCAUACUUCGUAAUAGCCUAGGGGUGCCAGGGGGUGUCCCAUAUACCACCACGGAUCGAGUUUCUUUUCCUCUCCGAGACGGUAUGUGAACGAUUGCUCCGAGAGGGAAGCGACGAACGGAGCAAAAGUGCCUGCAUUGCAACACAUUACAGGUGUCCAAGAGUCCCUGUGCCAUUUAGAGUCCCCCAAACAGCGGGCUGCUCACACUUCCGCCAGGUGAAGGUCUGUGCAGACAGACAGACAGACAGACAGGCAAACAGGCAGGCGGAGAUACAGAGUCGUGCAGACCGGCACAUAGAGAAAGCGCACCGUUUCGUCCCACUGAUCGUUGAUGAACCGCCCGCACUUGUCAGUCUCGAACUCUUCGGGACCGGAUGAGCCAGCGUCGUCUUUGGCGAACGGGGAGCCCUUCGAAAGGAACGACGGCUGGCCCAGACCUCUCACUGAACAUAGAGCAGCACCUGCACGUACAAAGACAUCGAGCAAGAUGGUCGGCGAUGCGCAUUGCAGUGCAAAUCUUCGCGUACUCGUCUCAUUCCGCUGCCCGUUGCAGACGGUGGCUGCUUGGAAGGGCGGGACGGCGGAAGCGACGAGCAGAGCGAGAAGCGAAGAGGCGAAGAAAUGCAU